Messenger RNA from Fusarium odoratissimum NRRL 54006, 2243 nucleotides. RefSeq lists its product as uncharacterized. Bases 1120 to 1779 code for a protein of 219 amino acids. The record is from RefSeq and is a predicted model, not a curated record. NCBI's taxonomy places the organism in Eukaryota, Fungi, Ascomycota, Sordariomycetes, Hypocreales, Nectriaceae. The transcript has 3 exons.
CACGCAUUGACCUUCGUACAUACACAUACAUAAACGUUUAUGUGUGUGAUUGUUUCCGUCAAUGGGUCGGGCCUUAUGCCGGUGGCCGUGCCCUACCGAUCGAUAGUCCCAGCUCUUGUGUGUGGUUGUGCUCCCUCGGUGUGCUGCAUGUCUCAGAUAUCACAUGGAGCUGUGAGGCAGAGAAAGGGCGGGGAUGCCUUUAGCCGCCGUUGGCUAGUCGCCAUUAUUCCCCUUGAGACUACCAACGUAGAUCCCAAAUGACCUGUUAAGGACAAGCAAAUGAACACGAGUCGAGACUUUGGCCCAAGGCACUAAGAAGCCACCGAGUCAAGAUUCAAGACGCACCUGGUUGACCUCACUCUGAAUCAUCGAUGCGUGUGGCCAGAGACAAACACUCUAAUCAGUCAAUAUUUCACGUUCCUCUCAAGUUUCACGUCGGGUCACUCAUAACUGGCUAAGGUGGAGAAACACGAGCGCUGUAUUGGGCGACCAGCUCGUCGACUCGAACAAGGCAGUUUUAAGUCUAUCUCCAGAGUAACUACAGUACCUCUUGGUAAUUACCGUCCCCAGCAAUGCUAGUGAAACGUCCAUCAUCGAUAGCCUCCGCCGUGGCUGGUAACUAACAUACUGCAACUUUAACCAGCUAACCACGCCCCGGGCUCUGGGCCAUUUGAUGUUGGAACAUUAGAUCCAUCUCGUGGAUCAUCGGUUGUUGCAUCGGCAUUCCUGUUGCUGGGUUUUUGUCAGGGUAUAGUAACUGGGGCCGAUUUCGAUAUCGCUGUCGCCCGAGUGUGUAGAUGCGACGGUGAGGUCAGGGGUAGUAUUAUGGCUUCGAUUGCAGGUUCGGAGGUCCAUGUUUCUGUUUCUCUGUGUAGGCUCUAGAGUCACCGAAACUGAUGCUGCUGAAGGCGAAGGAGACUGCAGAUGGGUUUGGUCCAGAAUCUCAGAACGAAACGGAGAUAUUCCUAAGUCUCUGAACGGAACAGGGAAGGGAUCGUUCCGACUAAGAGUGUAGGGAGAGGUGAUUGAUGUUCCAGGCGUCGGAAUGCGAUCGGACACUGAGCGCCUAAGAGUCAUAGGCUUUGUUGCUGAGGCUUCAAUCAUGUCCUUCUUUCGACAAUGUCUCCGGGGGUGAGAGCCACAUUUGCGACAUUGCUUCUCAGCAAAGUCCAGAGGAAUGCUCACAGCUGCGGCGCGGCGACGGUCCAUCUCCGCUGCCAACUGUGUCUUCACCACUGGCCUGGCCAGCCGCUUGAAAUAGCGCCAGCCUGGAGGCUUGUCCAUUCUUCCCUUGACACAUGGCCAACAGAGACACAAGGCAUACUCCUCGCCAAACAAGUGCUCGUAGAUCUGAUCCUUACUAUUGCGGCGGGAGAUCCCCACCUCCUGGUUAUCAGGGGGAUCCGGAAUCAUGUAUAUGAGGCCACCGAAGUAAUUGAUACAGAACCGCUCAUAUUUCUGGGGCGCGAGCUUGUGCGUUCUCCAGACGAGAUGGAUAUCGAAAUCGGUAAAUCGAAUAUGAUCUGGAUAUUCGAACCGCCAGUAUCCGAUCUCCUCUCUGAACUUCUCCAGAGUGAAGAGCCUCCGGUAGCGCUGGAUCGCGGGCUUCAACGCCCGCUCGUUAUCCUCACGGGACACGUAUAUGCGAUGCCAGGAGAACUUGGCAUCUUGUUCUGCGAGGUCAAGUUGACGCUGGACGGUUUUAUGGAAGUCGUAAAAGAAUCUCUGUUGACCUCUUGGCGUCAUGGCGGUAUGGUUCAGUCGCUUCUGGGAGAAUAGUCGAAUCACCUCUUGAGUCAUUUCAUUGGGACUGGCGGAGAAGACAUGAUCUACCGACAUGUUCAUGAGGCUGCAGGUAUCUGCCUCGUGGUACACACGGUUGAUCCUGUCCAUGCACUCCGGUGAAGGCUCAAACAAUCCCUGCCUGUUGCCGUCAAGAGCUCUUAACUAAGAAGAGUUAAUUGCUGAUAUCCUGAACAUCAGAGCAGUCGGCAAUACACACCAAUUCGUCGGGGUUCCACUGAGAAAAGAAUAGUUGAGACUCCUCGAUAAAGUCACCCCAUGCAACUGGGUCUUGCAAGAAUGCAUGCCAUACGAGAAGAACAUCAAGGGGAGGAAUGUCUCUGUUCAGGUCAAUGUGGCCACCAUGCGACGCCUUGAACCAAUCUAGUAGUCGGCGAACGCCCAUAUUGAUGUAGCAUGUCCAUGCUGCGGCUGGAUCAAUCCUAUGCCUCAUGGCCCAG